AUGAAAGAACCAUUGCAUCAAACAUUACAACAUCUUUCUUAUAAACAUGGUCCAAUCUUCUCUCUCCAAUUGGGAACCCGUUUUGUGGUAGUCUUAUCUUCUCCAUCUACUGUUCAAGAAUGUUUCACCAACAAUGAUGUUAUCUUCGCAAACAGGCCUCGCCUUCUUGUGGGCAAGCACCUCAACUACGACUAUACCACAAUAGGUGCAGCACCUUAUGGUCACCUAUGGCGAAACCUUCGACGGUUCACGACUCUUGAGAUCUUCUCAACGACCCGCCUGAACAUGUAUUUGUCAAUCAGGCAAGCAGAAAUCAAACUGUUACUCAAGAGUCUGUACCAAGCCUCGGGCGAAAAUUGUGUUAAAGUGGAGAUGAAGUCAAGGCUAUCAGAGCUUGCAUUUAACAUCAUUAUGAGGAUGGUUGCAGGGAAGAGAUAUUUUGGAGUGGAUGUGAAGGAUUAUGAAGAGGCUAGGCUAUUUCGGGAUAUUAUAAGGGAGAUUUUCGAUCUAAGUGGGGCGUCGAAUCCCGGGGACUUCCUUCCAAUUUUGCAGUGGAUAGAUUAUCAGGGGUUGGAGAAGAGGAUGCUGAAAUUGAGGAGAAAAGCUGAUGUGUUCUUACAGGGUUUAAUUGAUGAACACCAGAAUAAACAGGGACUUUCUUACUCACAAGAAGGAAGGACUAAUACAAUGAUCGAUAAUAUGCUGUCUUUACAAGACUCGGAACCUGAAUUCUACUCUGACGAUAUCAUCAAAGGCAUCAUAUUGAUACUGCUAACUGCGGGCACAGACACUUCGGCAGUGACAAUAGAAUGGGCUAUGUCGCUUCUACUCAACCAUCCUGAUGUGUUGAAGAAGGCUCGAUUCGAGCUCGACAACUAUGCAAGCCAAGAUCGUUUAAUAGACGAGCCAGAUCUUUCAAAGCUUCCCUAUCUCCAAAGCAUUGUCAAUGAGACACUUAGAAUGUUUCCACCAGUACCACUCCUAUCACCACAUGAGUCCUCAGCUGACUCCACCAUUGGAGGGUAUUUCAUUCCACGUAACACCAUGCUGCUGGUGAAUGCAUGGGCCAUUCACAAGGACCCUCAGGUAUGGGGUGAUCCUCAAAAUUUCCGGCCAGAGAGGUUCGAAGAUGAAGACGGGGAAGGUGAGGCACACAUGCUGAUACCAUUUGGGUUGGGGCGUAGAAGUUGCCCCGGGGCUGGCCUAGCCAAUCGAGUGGUGGGAUUGGCUUUGGGGGCAUUGAUUCAGUGCUUUGAGUGGGAGAGAGUGAGUGAAGAGUUGGAGGACAUGUCUGAAGGGACAGGACUCAUAAUGCCUAAAGCUAAGCCAUUAGAGACGAUGUGCAGAGCACGUGAAAGGAUGAUUAGUGUCCUCGCAGGGCUAUGA
Messenger RNA from Ilex paraguariensis (yerba mate), 1386 nucleotides. The record is from the annotation of a GenBank genome assembly. NCBI's taxonomy places the organism in Eukaryota, Viridiplantae, Streptophyta, Magnoliopsida, Aquifoliales, Aquifoliaceae.